AUGAAUGGGAAAAUCCAGCUCCAGGUUCCAAAGAUGAGAAAUUCAAGGAAAACAAAGCCAACGAAAUCUACUGGUGAUAAAAACGGAGAAACUGGACGAGCCAAUCAAAAUCAAGGCCAACAUAACAAUGUUGCAAGCUCACCAUAUAUGGUAACUGCCACUUUGAUACUCCCUGUCGCAUGCGUUGCCAUCUUCUACGUCAUUAAUCAACCUCCACCUAUCAAGCCAUCAAUCAACAGUCAUUCAACCUAUCCCCUCUCAGCGGAAGUCAGUGGAUGGCAACGCGCGAGCGUCGAGGAGGAAAAAAAAUUCAACACGAAUUUCUGCACGAUUGAAAGAAGGAAUGCAUCAAGUUUGACUUCUGAAGAGUUUGAACAAGUUUACAGGUAUAGGAAACCCUUAAUUGUGCAUUUUAACAACGGUGCAGCUGAUUGGACAGAUCCAAUGAAAUGGACAAAAGCCAGUUUGCGGAAGUUUUAUAGUCAAUGGUCUAUUCUGAGCGGAACAUCAGAGGACAUAGUACGAAGAGGAGGGAAUGGAGACACAGAGACGUCCUUUGAUGAAUAUUUAGAGAUAAUGCAUAGAAAGAAACAUAACGACGAACCCAUGUAAGUGUGGAAGCAGUUAUUAUUUUAACCCCUGGGAAGCGUGGGGGGUGGGGGGUGGGGUCGGAGAAUGUUUUUGGAGGGGGGGAUUACUUGGUUUUCAGGGAGACGAGGGGGGAUCAGUCAUCUGUAAGACUUUGUAUGCUAAUGAUGGGGAUCAGAAGAAUACUACAAGGCCUUGAGGAGGGAUCAUUUAAAUUUUCUCGUGGCACAACCAAAAUCCCCACACCCCUCCCCCCCUCGUCAUAAAUAAUGACCAGUCUCUAAUUCAGAAGAGUAUGAUGUUGACGACUAACUUCUUUACUAUUAAUAAUUGAUAAUAUUAAUAUUAAUAAAUAUGUGGGGGUAGAGUCUGAUGUUGACGACUAACUUCUUUACUAUUAAUAAUUGAUAAUAUUAAUAUUAAUAAAUAUGUGGGGGUAGAGUCUACCUUGGCAUAAAAUGCUCAAUGCUGUGGUAGAAGAGCUAGGUAUACAUAAGUUAAAGAAUUUAAGAGGACGCAUCGAUUCUCCGUGACUCUGAGUUUCGCGCCUAAGCGCUCGUCAGACAGAACUUAAUAUUAACAUUAUAUAUUAAAUUAAUAUUAAUUUAAUUAUUUUUGUAUAGUUCACCUAACAUGUGUCAAGUUACGCAGUUUUCUUUCAUUUUGAAUCCUGGAUACAUUUAAUCGUGGAAACUUAAGGAAAAGUUACAUCGGAAUACGAUAUUCAAAUGUCGUGGCGUUUACAUGGCCUCGUGAAUCUGGGUGUAGCAUGCAUCUUAUCAAAUAUGGCCGACCUGCCGACUGAUUGUUAGAUUUGGUGGAUUGAUUGAGGAGGACUCUUGUGGGGAUGUAGGGUCAAUUCUGUUUUUUCAGGAAUCAGAGGGUCAUUGGGUUUCAGUGCAAUCACUGCAUAUUAUCAUGAUUUAGCACUCUUCAUCCCAUUUUUACCCACUGUUAGGUACGUCUUCGACAGACGUUUUUAUAACGAUAGUGAUCUACCACGGAGUAUCAGAGUGCCACUGUAUUUCAACAUAAAGGUAAUCAGAAAACUUUUAACGUUUUUGACGAAAGGAAGCGAAGAAUAGGGUUUCCAGGAACGAAAUUGUUGUCAUUUUUUCAGGUUACAAGAAAAUGAAUUUUAAAAGGUAUGAAGCUAGUGGGUGUAAAGCUCUUUUUUUGGGGAGGGGGCGAACUUGCUGUAAUGGGGCACACCUGCCGUGUCGGUGCGAACUUGCUGUGGUGGGGCGAAUCUGUGAUAGGCGAAACCACUGGCUACCCCACAAAGUGUAGCUUUUGUUCUCUCCCCUCAGUCCUCCUCGUGCACUAUUCAUAUUUGUGUCAUCCCUCCCCUGCUACUGAAAAUAAAAUACUGAGAGAUAUACUGCCGUGCCAUAGUGUCCCUUGAAGAAAGUGCUUUAAAAAUGUAACGGGCUUCUUAGAGACAGAUCUCUGUAAACAUAGAAAUAGCUGUUUUGAAGUAAAUUCCUUUUGUAGGAUGGUGUGGAUUCCAGUAUAUUUUUCCUUGGCGGAUCUGGUUCUGGAGUCAGUUUUCAUAAACAUGCUGAUGCAUGGAAUGGAGUUAUUUUUGGACGAAAACGUUGGUUCCUAUAUCCACCUCAAAAAACGCCACCAGGCGGUAAGUAAAGAUGAAGGUAAAACCUUAUGCAUGCGCAGACCACACGGGUCUCACCCCAAAGCUCCAGUCAACCCUUUUCCUCCCAAGAUCUCAUUAGUAAUUCUCUUUACUAUCUGCAAUACAGUUCUCGUGUUAUUAGUAUGGAGAAUUUGGUAUUGGAUCAGCCAACGAUCCCUUGAUUGACAUUUUUCUUUAUAUUCAUCACUUGUCUGCUGAUAUUUCAUUGAUGUUAAAAGGAGAAAUUUUGUUUUGGUUAUUCGUGGGAGUUCGCUUCACUCUGCUCAAUAGCUCCCUAGCGGAGCCCCAUCACAAAUAAAUAUCUAAGAUCAGAAUUCCCUCAGUUCAACAGUUUACUCCCAUUUGAUUUUGUUUCUAAGUUCUUUUCAAACUCUCGCACAAGGAGUAGUUGGCGUCGUACUUUCCUCGAUUCAGAAGAAAUGUUAUUGCUGCUUUAGGUGUUUGGCCGAGUUUUUCUCAACUGGAUUGGAUCAAAAAAGUUUAUCCUAACUUGCCACCAAAAGACAAACCACUUGAGUGCGUUCAAGAGGAGGGCGAAAUUCUCUACUUGGUAAGUUAAAUAUCUCUCCUUUUUAAAUGUCUAUCACCAUCUUCAAUCGAAUGUAUACGCUUUAUAACUUUUAACUAAAUUUGUGACCUCUCAUCCUCUGGUUACUUAACUACGAGCAAUCCCUGCUCUGGGAUUAAGGCGUCUCCCAGAGUUCUACGAGGGGCGCAAACGUUAUUUUAUUUCUCCAAUGACUUUUAUUACUCACAGCUAAAAGGCUGCUCGAUAUCUAUUUGCUUGCCAGACAAUUUUCUAAAAUUACCACCUUUUCCUCUCUUGCAGCCCGAAUCAUAUUACCACGGCACAGUGAAUAUAGGCGACACAAUGGCCAUUGGAAUUCAAAAAUACAACGCUGCUACAAAAAUAGAGAAGCUGUUUUAUAAAUGUACGUAUUACAUGUAAGGAUCAAUGUCAGUAUACGAUCAACUGCGCACUUAACCCUUCCCCUAACCCAGCAACAGUCAAGGGAUAACUAAUUAGGGUAUAUGAUGGGUUAGGGGAGGGGCAGGUAAGCUGUUGCUCAGAUACAGACAUUAAUCUGUUUCUUUUAAUUUGCGAGUCAACAAGCAGUGCUGCAACUGUAUCAUAUGUUGUAUGUCAUGUCCCGCGCCCAGACCUUCCACGGCCAAGCGGUCGUCAGAUUCCUACAUUUCAGUUACAGUUACGCGGUAGGAUCUGGGUAUGAGAUUAUUGUUGUAUAUCUGUUGCAUCAGUGGUGUGUGGGGAAUUUUAGAGUAUGCUCAUCGUCUGUAACAUGCGCAACAGUUCUAACCCAUAUGUAUCAACUGUAACACUAAGCGCUACAGUUUUAAUAUAACUCUACUGCGUUUAAUAAUACACUUAACAGUUCUAACGUGAGUUCAGUGCCUGUAAAAUCACGCGCAACCAUUUUAAUGCGAAAUUACUAUCGAUAACAUUGUACGCCAUACUUUGACCUGAGACUGCGGUCAAUGGCAUCAUCAUGAUCCGAAACGUUGACCCCACUGCCUGGAACUCUUUGCACAACAAUUUCAACAUAUUUUCAUGGAUUAUAAGAACGAACGCAAAUGCAUAAGCUUUCUUUCAACUAUCUAAUCCUUCAUUGUGAAGUUGUAUUUCUUCCACUGUUAACGUCUCUAAGAGAAAAUUGUUGAGUAAUUAGUUGUGUGUUAGCUGAUCCAGCUCAGUGGCUAUUUUGUCGUUUUGAAUAAAUUUUAUUGUUUUAUUGCCAUUUUUGUCCUUAACAGUGGGAAAAAGAAGAGAAGAAGACCUUGAAAUUUUAAAGGAGUUAUCAGAUCUGUUACCAGGUAUUUGAAGCACACGUUAGUUAGCUCCUUUUCAAGCCGAUUUCAAAGAUAGAGUUGUUUUUCAUACAGAGAGCACCGAAGUCCUUCAUAAACUUGCUCACCAAUACUUCACAGCUGGAAAUUUUCAACAGGCGAUCAAGGUUUGUAGUAUCUGGUAGAAUACACUUUUAGAUUAAGGAUGGUAUUCGUGCUUUAGUUGAAAUGGGACGAUCACAAUUGCUUGUGCCCAAACCAGAAACUGCAUUUGUCAAGCAGUGAAAGCGUGGGACGUGUAGUUCGUGCUGAGAAUUAACGGCGCUGAUAAGAAAAAGGUUAAAGACAAGUGUCACUCAAAUAUUCAUAAUAAAGAGUACAGUGGCCUAUUUUGAAGCGAUUUAGUUCUUCCGUGCCAUACAUACCUUUUGCUAACCGAGUUCGAGGUGCGUACGUUGAGUUACGAAAAAACUGAGGUUGAAUUUAGCGGUCUGUACGGUGAAAUAUGGCCCGCUAAGUGACAAAUCAUGACGCACGCACCAACUAAGAGAUAUAACUAAUUUGAAUCGACACCCAAGAAAAAGAUCAAGAGUGGUUCUUAAAUAAAGGAUAUCGCCGCCUUGUUCGCUCAGGUAUUCAAUCAGAAAAAAAUUAUUUACCUCAUAUUGCCUACUCACGACAAUUCUAUUAAGAUUCCCCUUAUCUCUUUCCCCACAGACCCUAAAGAGAGCUGUGCAAAGGGAUCCCUUUUUCGUAAUCGCUAAACUCGACCUUGCCAGGUAUUACGAUCAAGAUGGUAAUACAGAAAAGGCUGACCAGCUAUUUCAAGAAGCCCUUGAAGUUCACCCUGACAGUUUUGAUGGACAUAUUCACUAUGGAGAGUUUCUUUAUGAAAAGGUACAAUGAUCGUGCAACUUGUUUUUCUAGGAAUAAAACAAGCAACUAUAACUUCUCAGUUCAAGGUUAGACCUAACUGCUGGGGGUUACCCCUAAGGGUUAACACUCAAAGCUUACCCCUGGGGAUAGCCUCGAUGAUUUACUCCUACGGUUAACCCUAGUCCCUCUUCGCCUCAAUUGUAAGCUCAUUAUUUGUAGCAAAGACUUUCGUCCUGUUAUAUAAGCCCCUUAGGCAACUCCCAUUUACGAGCUGCAUCAGAGAAAAGUCAAUCUACGUAUCAAUCCCUUUCCCCCAAAAAGAGGUAUUUCAAUGUAAGCAUUCCAAUACAUUAGUUGCGUCAUUUUUUCUCUCUUUUUCCUGCCGUGAAACAGCAACCUUUUCAUUUUGGCUGGUUUUGCAACAUGAAUCAAAUACGAUUCAAAAUUGUUGAUUAUACUACGUCUUGCUACUUAACGCUUAUAUUGUCCUAUCUGGACCAAUGUCGUUAUCUGAGAAUCUGCACACCUACCCCUCCCCUGACCCAACAACAGUCAGCUAAUAACAAGUUAGAGUUAAUGUUAGCUUAGGGGAGGGGUAGGUGCGCAGUUGCUUAGAUACUAACAUUGAUCUGAGCAAUUUUUCUGCUCUCAUUUUUCAGAGUGAUUAUCAAAAGGCAGCAGUCUAUUACAAAAAGGUAAACAAGACACUUGAAGGAAACUUUGUUUAGUUAGCUUUUCUAUUCCCUCUUCUCACAAACAAUCAACGAAUAAAUCCAUUGACAUGAACAAGUUUUCCGUUUGAAUUGAUUUUCAGCUCAUCCUGAUGAGGCCUGACAAAGCAUUUGGCUACCACUGGCUGGCAAAAUGCCUUGAAAAGAUCGGUGACGAAGAUGGUGCGAAGGCGACCAGACGAAAGGCACAGAAUUUUUCCCGUGAAUGA
This is a messenger RNA of Pocillopora meandrina, 5864 nucleotides long. NCBI's taxonomy places the organism in Eukaryota, Metazoa, Cnidaria, Anthozoa, Scleractinia, Pocilloporidae. The record is from the annotation of a GenBank genome assembly.